This is a messenger RNA of Boleophthalmus pectinirostris (great blue-spotted mudskipper), 5596 nucleotides long. RefSeq names its product sorting nexin 7 (gene snx7). The record is from RefSeq and is a predicted model, not a curated record. Gene Ontology annotation, molecular function: phosphatidylinositol binding. Lineage: Eukaryota; Metazoa; Chordata; Actinopteri; Gobiiformes; Gobiidae. The transcript has 9 exons. Bases 197 to 1468 code for a protein of 423 amino acids.
GUCCACAUUCCGGUGCAGCAGAGAGCGCUCACACUCGCACGGCCCAGCCCGGUGAGGCGGCGUCAGAGGAGCGCAGUUUCCGUCCCGUGGGCCGCUGCAGCUGAGCCCGGACAGAGCCGUACAGAGCCUGUGGAGCGAGGGAGUUGGCACACGUUUCCGCGGCUGUGUGUGCGAUCCGCGGGGCGCACUGAGGACCAUGGCCGUGCAGGGGACCACCGCGGACCUCUCUGUGCCCGUGUUGGAUCUGGAAGAGGACGAUGAUUUGGAAGUUUUCUCAAAGACCUCUGUGGCUGAUGGAAACCCUCUACCCACCUCUCCUAGCUCCAUGACCAACCAGUAUCACCUGGACCACGAGGACCCAGAGGAGAGCCUGGAGAAGAAUCCAGAGCAAAGGGAGAGAGACCUCUUCAUCACUGUGGACAACCCCGAGAGUCAUGUGACUGCCAUCGAGACCUUCAUCAUUUACAGAGUUCUCACUAGGACCACACGGGGGGACUUUGACUCCAGCGAGGUGGAGGUGCGGAGAAGGUACCAGGAGUUCUCAUGGCUCAGGAGCAAAUUGGAGGAGAGUCACCCCACCCUCAUCGUCCCUCCUCUGCCAGAGAAGUUUGUGAUGAAGGGCAUGGUGGAGCGCUUCAAUGAUGACUUCAUCGAGACCAGGAAGAGAGCUCUGCACAGAUUCCUCCAGAAGAUCUCAGUUCACCCAGUCCUGUCCCACAGCCCCCACCUCAAGGCCUUCCUCACUGCACAGGACCUGACCCCUCAUAAGAAGGGCCCAGGGCUGCUGAGUCGCAUGGGGGACACGGUGCGCUCCAUGGCCCAGUCAGUGAGGGGCGUGCGGGGCCGAGCCGAAGAGUUCAACUCCCUCCAGGACUACAGCGAGCGCUUCAGCUCCACCAUCAGCUCUGUGGACAGGGUCACACAGAGGGUCAUCCGCGAGCAGAGAGAGUACCUGGAUGAGCUGCGCCAGUACAGCCCCACCUAUAGCCAGUGGGCGGAGCUGGAGGAGGGCCUAUCAGAGCCUCUGAAGGGCAUGGCCAGGAGCCUAGAGCUGAUUGGUCAGGAGACAGAGGCGCAGUCCCAGGAGCUGUCUGAGGUGCUGGAGCCAGUGCUGCAUGAGUAUGUGCUGUGUGCUGAUACUGUCAAGACGGUGCUGAGGCGCAGAGACAACAUCCAGGCCGACUUUGAGGUGAAGAACGAGACUCUGACCACGAAGAAAGUGGAGCAGGACACGUUGCAGGAGGAGGUGGACGCUCUAGCUGACCGCUUGGAGCAGGCUAAUGUGGCCCUGAGAGCAGACUGGAAACACUGGAGGAGCAAUCUGAGGACAGACGUGAGAGAGGCUCUAGUAUCCACGGCCGAGAGGAACGUACAGUACUAUGAGAAGUGCCUGGCCAUAUGGGAGUCCUUCUUGCUGUCCCAGAAAGUGGACCCAGCUCAGCACCAGAACCUGGAGCCCUCCUCCUGAAGAUCGUCCCACACACGUCACCACAGGGGCCCUGAAGUGCUCACCACUGCUGAGGCAAAUGUCCUACCACCAGGGGGCCCUAAAGUACACAACCCCCCCCCCCCCCCUCCUGAAGAACCAAAUCUCCCACUGCCAGAGGGCCCCUGAAGUUCAUACAAACCCCCUCCUCCUCUUGUACAAGAGCCAAAUGUCCCACUGCCACAGGGGUCCUGAAGUGCACUCAGCCCCUCCCCUUUAAAGCUUUAAAAGUGCUGUACAUGAUUUUUAUUGUUGUGGAAAGUAGAAUCAGUUCUUUAUACACAGUUUAAAGUGGUCCAAAGUUAUUCCUCACUUACCUUAUGCAUUCUGAACAUCUGCAGUUUUGCAGUGAUAGUAAAGCUAAGAACAACUAGCAUGCUAACACACACUUCCUGAUUAUUGUAGCAUAAGACAUUUUAUAAUUAGAUGCAGACAGUGUGCAGCAGACUUAUUUUGACCUCAAGAGCUGCUUAUACUAUAUACAGGGACAAGACACAUUUUGCUUAAAUGCAUGAAAAUAAAUAAAAUAAACAUCAGGUACAGAGCCUUUAAGAGCCAAAUGUCCCAUCCCCAGAGAGGCCCUGAAGUGCACACGCCUCCUCUCGCACCUGCCUUACAAAGCCAGAGACCAAAGACAAGCAUUCCACAACACUAGAGUUCACAAGCACAGGGAGGAGACUGAGGGGCUUAAAGUACAUAUGACAGGCUUUAUCAUGUACAUGUGCUAAAUACUGAUCAUAGUUUCACAGCAUUUAAAGGAACUGAAUGUAUCCUGUGCUUUUACACUUUAUAAAAAUGUUCCACAAUCACAACUGAACCUGUGUCUCCAGAGCCUUAAACUGCAGACAGAGACACUUCCAAGUUUCUCUCAUUCUCAGUUUAUGAACAGGACUCAUGUAAAGCUCAGAACCUCCAGAAUUACCUCCCUGAGCUGCAGAGGCCGCACUAGCACUGAAUCAGGAUUGACUGCAGGUGGUGGGGUUAAGGUAGUGAGACUCAUUCUGCUUUCUCAUUGGAUAAUCACCUUGACAACAAAAACACACCACAUCAUGCCCAAUGUUUUAGUAUUUAAGAAUAAGUCAGCAUUACAUUUGUUAUCAGUAAACGUUAUAUUUGAUUUGAACAUAUUUUAUAUCUGGGGACACAGAAAGGUCCAGUUUACUCAGUUCUUACAUACAGUUCCUUAAAGUGGCAGACCAUCCAAAAUGCAGAGAUUAUUUAUGCACAAAGAAGGCACUUUCCCAGCAUUCUUCCCUGUCAUAUGCACGUUAAGGUGUGUUCCACUAACUGUACAGAUACCUUGAAUGAACCUUUGUUUACUAAAAUAAUUGUAAGUUUAACUUUUAUUUUCACUAAGAUGCCAAAACACAGCACUUGUUACCAUAGCAACCAUAAUAACAUGACUCAGGUGGGGAAUAGUGUCUGUGCUUGGUGCUUGAUCAGAUUUUUGAACCAGCAACCCUUUGUUGACCAGACCAAUAUGCAAGCCGCUGCACUUUAGACACGUAACUAAUGCACCAUGAUCAUUAGUGGAGAUUUGUAAACAUUUUACAGACUUUUUUUUUUCAUAAGGGAAUAUCUAGGACAGUGAAAUAAACAUGCACUAGGUCCAAAAUGUAUUGUUGUGAGCUUUAAGCCAUGUCAUAAUGCUGCUACCUCCUCAAAGACAUAUCUGGAGUAGUUGUGUCAAUUCCAGGUCUGAAACUAUCCAAAUGAUUCUACUGAAGUUGUAUGGAAUUUAAAAAGAACUAACCUAAACCUACAUUAACACACACGUGCAGGGUUUGUGUGUUAAACAUGUAUGAAUAAAACAAAACACAUCUCCAGGUCUGUUUGUGAUGAGGAAAGUGCAUAACAGAUCAGACAACAGCAUAACACAGGCCCUUCUGAAAAAAUAUGCCUUUUAAAUAAUAAAAUAUCAGUCAGAUAAAUCAGAUAUAAUUGUCCCUUUAGCACUGGAGAGUUUUACAUCUCUGUGUAUUAAACAUUUCAGCUUGCAUACAUUUCACCAUUAUGUGCCUUUGUUGAAAAACACUAUGAAUAAAUGUUUCAGAAAUUGGACCUGAGACAAACUAAUUAACACUACGUUGCUAAAUAAAGGGACUGACUGUUCAUUAUUUCUGCAGAAUUUGAACCAAACUGUUGUUUUGUAAAUAUGGCUGUGCUCAUUUGUAACUGCUCCUCUGAAAUAUAACCUCUGGUGAUGGUGCUAGCUCGACUGAUUCAGAACACCUUCAGUUCACAGCAAAAAUGAUAAAGAUGCACUGUGUCACUUUUCUGCUUAUCUCCAUGGAGAUGUUAUUGCUUUGCCUGGAAUGUUCCAGAGUAUUGCAUUACAUUUACCCAUGUUGUAUUUGUUCAAUUACAGGUCUUUCAGCUGCACAUUAAUUUCUUCAGUGCGCUGUGAGCGUGCUCCCCUCUCCACAGAUCUGACCUGUAACUUACUCAUCUGUUUGUCGUCAUGGAUAAUGAUGAGUUUGCCAUGUCAUACUGUGAAUAAUGUAGGCAAAGCAGUAACAGCUCCACAGAGACCAGCGGGUGUCACACCCACCACCAGAACAGUUACAAAGUGCUCCUUUAAAUGAUCGCUGUGAUUACGGACGCACCCAGCUUUAGAUUUUGAAGCUUUUGCUUAUCUGUCGAUAUCACCAAAUACAACUGCUGAGACUACGCAUUUAUGUAAGCAUUUAUCUCCAUUUAUUUCCUUAAAACAAAAAUGAAAUAGAAUAAACCUGGUCUAAAUGUAUUCUGUAGCUGUUUUUAUCUCAUUUAAGUACACAACAGUUUUGUGUAAUUAAAAGUGAAACCAUCAGGAGAUGUUCUGGUUCAGCUAUGAACAACACAGUCAUCUUACAUUCAUUCAUUCAUCAAGGAUAUCAGCAGAACUGAUAUCUGGAAACUGAUCCAGCACAUUUUUAAGUAUCUGUGCCAAUAUCCAAUACCAGUAUCAGAUCAGUGCAUUCCUAGCACUUAUAUUAGAUUUUUUCCUAUUACAUGAAACGAGUCACACGAACAAGGUGAUAAUAAUAAUAAUGAUAAUAAUAAUGAUAAUAAUAAUGAUAAUAAUAAUAGUGAUGUUUACGUUCCUGUUUGUUUCUGUGAAUACUUUGUGCAUGCCUCUACAUUAGCCAUGUGAUGUAAACCAGCUCUUCUACCAGACCAGUCCUCUUACGCAGGGCCAAGACAUGUCCACUUUAGUUUCACAGUGAGGACAAUGGGACGAGCCAAAUACACAAAUAAUUAUUAUUUUAGUCUAUUUCUUGGGUAAAAAGUCACAUACUGUAGCUUUAUAAUAAAGUGAUGGCCCUUUGAAUACCUGCAGUAACAUAUUAGAUUUUCCUAUACAUGGACCAAUCAGAGUACUAUAUUCUGAAUAUUUUGAAUACUCUCACACAGCUGCAUUUAAAUGAAAGGAUAAAGAUGGAACGUGGGAUGAAAGACACCUUCAAGUUUGUUUCCAGUUUGUGAUGGAUGUCCUCUCACAAACUGGAGACAAACUUCAUAUGACAGAUAUGCACACACUAUUAGACUGAUUUUUGUUUGUUUGUUUCCUUUCACUGACUCUGUGCAGUUUGAAGCCAAAAUUGUGUAAUCAAGUACUGUAAUUUCAAAAAGUAACUGUAUUCUGAAUACCACCAAAUGAAAAAGGAACUGUACCAGAAUACUGAUAGUCAGCAUUAGUAUUCUGAAUGUGUACUCACAGUACAUGUAUUCAGUUAUUUCCCAAAUACUGACCCUAUUAUUCUGGCCUCCCCUAAUCUAAAAAAUGCAGUUUCUACAAUAUGAUAUUAUAAUGCAAAAACGGCUUCUUCCAAUUCCGAGAGUCAUCUGCUUUCUCUCUCUCUGUCUCUCUCUCUGUCUCUGUCUGUCUCUGUACACAUGUGGGAUCAUGAGUACAUACUGUAGAUAUAUUUUGACUCAUAAUUAUGGAGAAUUAUGAAUAAUAAAGUCCCAUGUGAUGAACAGUUUGGGUGCCACAGGGGUACGGUUUGGACAGUGCCUUGUGUCUUAUUUAAGACUAAUCCUUUUGUACUGAUGUGAUUUUCAGUGUGUUUUUGUAAAAUGAUGCAGACCAUUGUGUGACAUAAUAAAGACUGAGAUUACACUGAG